AUGCUUCUCUCAUUGAGAACGAAAAGUACCGAUCUCCACGAUGCCCUCUUGAUACUAUACGCUAACACGCUCCGAUCUCUACCUGAUGGUGGUGUGACAAUCCGCGUGAACCACGCCCCAGCAUCCUCUGUCCUCAACAAUGACAAGAUCCUUAUCAAGCUUAUCUCCUCUGGCAUUAAUUUGGAGAUGGGCAGACCUAAGGACCUUAAUAAAAUCCCCUUUGCAGAACACGCCAUUGCAAGCUUGGUACGUAUGGAGCUCCUUAACCUACAUCCUGAGGGAGGCCCAGUCUCAAAGAUCGAGUUAGCUCUUGCUAUCCCAACUGAAUUCCCGAAUCCGACGCGACGGCAUUUCUGA
This is a messenger RNA of Paramuricea clavata, 357 nucleotides long. NCBI's taxonomy places the organism in Eukaryota, Metazoa, Cnidaria, Anthozoa, Malacalcyonacea, Plexauridae. The record is from the annotation of a GenBank genome assembly.